Messenger RNA from Colletotrichum orchidophilum, 240 nucleotides. RefSeq lists its product as uncharacterized. The record is from RefSeq and is a predicted model, not a curated record. The transcript has a single exon. NCBI's taxonomy places the organism in Eukaryota, Fungi, Ascomycota, Sordariomycetes, Glomerellales, Glomerellaceae. The coding region runs from base 1 to 240 and encodes 79 amino acids.
AUGGGCCUCAUCACGCGAGCCAUCUCUCUCACCAACUUUGUCGUCGCCUCGUCUGCCCUCGGUUUCCAGGUCUUUGUCCUGUAUCCCUGGCACGAGACGCUGUCCCACGACUUUGAGGAGCUCAAGAAGGAACAUAUCCGCGUUCUUGAUUAUGUGAAGGGCGUCGACGCCGGCCUGAGAAAGGGACAAGGCGGCGCACCUGCUGGCCAGUCCAUUUUGGAGAGAUUGGGCUACAAAUGA